AUGAGCGCGAGCGAGGCGGACGGCCGGGCCGCCCCGGAGCAGACAGCCUACCACCUGCACAUCUACCCGCAGCUGUCUGCCGAGAGCCAGGCCUCCUGCCGCGUGACCGCCACCAAGGACACCACCACGUCCGACGUCAUCCGCGCCGCCAUCGCCACCUUGCGCCUGGACGGCUCCAAGCGCUACGUGCUGGUGGAGGUGAAGGAGUCGGGCGGCGAGGAGUGGGUGCUGGACGCCAAUGACUCGCCCGUGCACCGCGUGCUGCUGUGGCCGCGCCGCGCCCAGGACGAGCACCCGCGCGGCGACGGCUACUACUUCCUGCUGCAGGAGCGCAACGCCGACGGCACCAUCAAGUACCUGCACAUGCAGCUGGUGGCGCAGGCGGCGGCCGCCCGGCGCCUGGUGCAGCGCGGCUUCCUGCCCUGGCAACAGGCCGACUUCGACGACCUGUGCGACCUGCCCGAGCUGACCGAGGCCAACCUGCUGCACAACCUCAAGCGGCGCUUCCUGCAGCAGAAGAUCUACACCUACGCCGGCAGCAUCCUGGUGGCCAUCAACCCCUUCAAGUUCCUGCCCAUCUACAACCCCAAGUACGUGAAGCUGUACGAGAACCAGCAGCUGGGCCGCCUGGAGCCGCACAUCUUCGCCAUCGCCGACGCGGCGUACCACGCCAUGCUGCGCAAGCGCCUCAACCAGUGCAUCGUCAUCUCGGGCGAGAGCGGCUCCGGCAAGACGCAGAGCACCAACUUCCUCAUCCACUGCCUCACCGCGCUCAGCCAGAAGGGCUACGCCUGCGGCGUGGAGCGCACCAUCCUGGGCGCCGGGCCCGUGCUCGAGCUGGGCAGUGUCGAGUUGUGGUCUCAGGAUCGUAAAGGGCAGAUCAUGGUUCACCUGGUCUGUCUGUCCUCUGGGCUGAUCGUCUCCCUGAGCAUGGGGAGAGGCCAGUGGUUGCACGGAGAAGGCCAGCCCAGAGCGCUGACGGUCCCGGACUACGCUGUAUCCAGAGCUAUUGUCGAAAAAUACCUGCUGGAGAAAUCCCGCCUGGUCUCCCAGGAGAAGGACGAGAGGAACUACCACGUGUUCUAUUACUUGUUGCUCGGGGUCAGCAAGGAAGAGCGCCAAGAAUUCCAGCUCAAGCAACCGGAAGAUUACUUCUACCUCAACCAGCAUAACUUGAAGAUUGAGGACUCGGAGGACCUGAAGCAUGACUUCGAGCGGCUCAAACAGGCCAUGGAGAUGGUGGGCUUCCUGCCGGCCACCAAGAAACAGAUUUUCUCGGUGCUCUCAGCCAUCCUGUACCUGGGCAACGUCACCUACAAGAAGAGGCCCACAGGCCGCGACGAGGGGCUGGAGGUCGGGCCCCCAGAAGUGCUGGACACACUCUCCCAGCUCCUCAAGGUGAAGCGAGAGAUCCUGGUGGAGGUCCUCACCAAGAGAAAAGCGGUGACCGUCAACGACAAGCUCAUCUUGCCCUACAGCUUCAACGAGGCCAUCACCGCACGUGACUCCAUGGCCAAGUCCCUGUACAGCGCGCUGUUCGACUGGAUCGUGCUGCGGAUCAACCACGCCCUCCUCAACAAGCGGGACAUGGAGGAGUCUGUGUCGUGUCUGUCCAUCGGGGUCCUGGACAUCUUCGGGUUCGAGGACUUCGAGAGGAACAGCUUUGAGCAGUUCUGCAUCAACUACGCCAACGAGCAGCUGCAGUACUACUUCAACCAGCACAUCUUCAAGCUGGAGCAGGAGGAGUACCAGAGCGAGGGCAUCAGCUGGCACAACAUCGACUACACGGACAACGUGGGCUGCAUCCACCUCAUCAGCAGGAAGCCCACCGGACUCUUCUACCUGCUGGACGAGGAGAGCAGCUUCCCGCACGCCACCAGCCAGACCCUGCUGGCCAAGUUCAAGCAGCAGCACGAAGACAACAAGUACUUCCUGGGCACGCCCGUCCUGCAGCCCGCCUUCAUCAUCCAGCACUUCGCCGGCCGCGUCAAGUACCACGUCAAGGACUUCCGGGAGAAGAACAUGGACUACAUGCGGCCAGACAUCGUGGCGCUGCUGCGGGGCAGCGACAGCUCCUACGUGCGGGAGCUCAUUGGCAUGGACCCUGUGGCCGUGUUCCGCUGGGCAGUGCUGAGGGCCGCUGUGCGUGCCAUGGCUGUGCUGCGGGAGGCUGGGCGGCUGCGCGCCGAGAGGGCCGAGAAGGCCGAGAAGGCUGCAGGCACAGGCAGCACCAGCGUCCGGAACACCCCAGGAGAAACCCCGAGAACGGCCAGCACCCCAUCAGAAAAGCUGUACCGAGAUUUGCAUGACCAAAUCAUCAAGACCAUCAAGGGGCUGCCCUGGCAGGGCGAGGACCCCCGGCGGCUGCUCCAGUCCCUCAGCCGGUUCCAGAAACCCAGGGCCUUCAUCCCGAAAAGUAAAGGUAUCAAACAAAAGCAGACCAUUCCCAAGAACCUGUUGGACUCCAAGUCCCUGAAGCUCAUCAUCAGCAUGACGCUGCACGACCGCACCACCAAGUCGCUCCUGCACCUGCACAAGAAGAAGAAGCCCCCCAGCAUCAGUGCACAGUUCCAGACGUCCCUGAACAAGCUCCUCGAGGCGCUGGGGAAAGCAGAGCCCUUUUUCAUCCGCUGUGUCCGCUCCAACGCGGAGAAGAAGGAGCUAUGCUUCGACGAGGAGCUGGUGCUGCAGCAGCUGCGCUACACGGGCAUGCUAGAGACGGUGCGCAUCCGGAGGUCAGGCUACAGCGCCAAGUACACGUUCCAGGACUUCACGGAGCAGUUCCAGGUGCUGCUGCCCAAGAACGCCCCGCCCUGCCGAGAGGUCAUCUCCGCGCUGCUGGAGAAGAUGGCCGUGGACAAGAAGAACUACCAGAUCGGGAAAACCAAGGUCUUCCUGAAGGAGCUGGAGCGGCAGGCCCUGCAGGAGACGCUGCACAGGGAGGUCGUGCGCAAGAUCCUGCUGCUGCAGAGCUGGUUCCGGAUGGCUCUGGAACGCCGGCACUUCCUGCAGAUGAAGCGAGCCGCUGUCACCAUCCAGGCCUACUGGCGCUCCUACCGAGUCCGGCAAGCGUUGGAGAGGACACGGGCCGCCGUGUUCCUCCAGGCUGCGUGGCGGGGCUGCCGGCAGCGCACAGCCUACCAGCAGCAGAGACGAGCCAUCAUCCACCUACAGAGCCUCUGCCGGGGCCACCUGCAGCGCAAGCGCUUCAGCCAGAUGGUCUCAGAGAAGCGGAAGGCGGACGAGGAGAGGGAGGCACAGCGGGCAGCACAGGAGCCCCCUGCGGAGGCCAGCGGGGAGCAGGAGCCAGAGCUGACGCCCCCGGAGGAUCCCAAGCCCCUGGCCGAGCCCGAGUCACAGCCCAGUGACGGGCCGCCGGUAGCAGGCUCUCCCGAAGAGACGGAGGCCCCCGGCCCAGAGAAGCCCCCGCCGGCCCAGAGACUUCCGAGUGACAGUCAGGAGCGAGCCCCCAGCAGCCGCGAGAAGCGGGAGUCCCGGCGGCAGAGGGGCCUGGAGCACGUGCAGUUCCAGAACAAGCACGUCCAGACCCAUAAGGAGGAGGAGGGGGCGGCCCUCCGGGGAGCUUCCCGAAAGGCAGGGCCAGAGCCCGGGGAGAACCUUCCAGAAGAGCAUAAGGAAAGCAGGGAAGAGCACACUUCCUUGGAGACAGAACUGGAGGCCAAGGGCGGGUCUCCCCCGACACCAGCCCCAGAGCAGUCACAGGACACGGUAGCCGGGGAGACCCCCCAGUACACCCGGGAGGCGAGCACAAGCGCUAGCCCUGUGGAGCGGCCCACCAGCCUGGCGUUGGACAGCAGAGCUGGGGCUCCAGAGACCCCCAGGGACAGGAGCAGGUCAGGCGACAGCUGCAGCGGCUCAGCCCAGAUCCAGCGGCACCGCGACGCAGACACGGAGCGGCUGGCCAACGCGGUGGGACAGUGGCGUGGCAAGAAGCUCCUGGCCACCACGCCCUGCCCUGUGCUCAGCCAGUCCCUAGACCUCAGCGAGCGGCACCGGCCUGCAUCCACGCCCACCGAGGAGAGGCAGAUUUCCUUAUCCACAAGCGACAUCUCCAGACUCACGUGUCUGGCCAGGACCCAGCCCUUGGCAGAAACCGUGGACGGGGAGCCCAGCUCCAAGAAGCCAGGGGUCCAGAAAAAGAAGUCGGGUGAUCUGGCCUCCAGCACAGACUCGGGGCUGUCCCCGGGCUCCCAGGUUGAUUCCAAGUCCGCCUUCAAGAGGCUCUUCCAGCAUAAGAACAGGGACAAGAAGUACAGUCUGGAGGGCCUGGAGGACGCAGAGAGCACAGCUGGCCUGGAAGCCACCACGGCGAAGAAGAAUCCAGAAGCCCCCUCCAGUCAACAGCACCGCCACCCGGCAGCUGAGAAGGCCCCCAAAGAGCCUGGGGGCAAAGGCAAGAAGAACCGGAACCUUAAGAUCGGCAAGAUCACGGUGUCGGAGAAGUGGCGGGAGUCGGUGUUCCGCAAGAUCACCAACGCCAAUGAGCUCAAGUACCUGGAUGAGUUCCUGCUCAACAAGAUCAAUGACCUGCGCUCCCAGAAGACCGCCAUCGAGAGCUUGUUCAUCGAGGCCACUGAGAAGUUCCGCAGCAACCUCAAAACCAUGUACUCCGUGCCGAACGGGAAGAUCCACGUGGGUUACAAGGACCUGAUGGAGAACUACCAGAUCGUGGUGAGCAACCUGGCGGCCGAGCGCGGUGAGAAGGACACCAACCUGGUGCUCAACCUCUUCCAGUCCCUGCUGGACGAGUUCACCCGCGGGCACUCCAAGAGCGACUUCGAGGCCCCCAAGCAGAGCAAGUCUCAGAAGAAGAAGCGGAAACAGGAGCGUGCUGUGCAGCAGCACAAUGGGCACGUGUUCGCCAGCUACCAGGUCAGCAUCCCCCAGUCGUGCGAGCACUGCCUCUCCUACAUCUGGCUCAUGGAUAAGGCCCUGCUGUGCAGUGUGUGCAAAAUGACCUGCCACAAGAAGUGUGUGCACAAGAUCCAGACCUACUGCUCCUACACGUGCGGACGGAAGGUGGAGCCAGGCGCCGAGCCAGGUCACUUUGGUGUGUGCGUGGACAGCCUGACCAGCGACAAGGCCUCAGUCCCUGUCGUGCUGGAGAAGCUUCUAGAACAUGUGGAGAUGCAUGGCCUGUACACUGAAGGCCUCUACCGAAAGUCCGGCGCCGCCAACCGCCAGCGGGAGCUGAGGAAGGCGCUGCAGGCAGACCCCACCGUGGUCAAGCUGGAGAACUACCAGAUCCACGCCAUCACGGGGGUCCUGAAGCAGUGGCUUCGAGAACUACCAGAGCCCCUCAUGACCUUCGCGCAGUACAAUGACUUCCUCCGAGCCGUUGAGCUGCCCGAACGCGUGGAGCAACUGGCUGCCAUCUACGCAGCCCUUGACCUUCUGCCUGAGGCCAACCACAACUCCCUGGAGCGCCUCAUCUUCCACCUGGUCAAGGUGGCACUGCUGGAGGAUGUCAACCGCAUGUCACCCAGCGCCUUGGCCAUCAUCUUCGCACCCUGCCUGCUACGCUCCCCCGACACGUCGGACCCGCUAACCAGCGUGAAGGACGUGCUGAAGAUUACCACGUGCGUGGAGAUGCUGAUCAAGGAGCAGAUGCGAAAGUACAAGGUGAAGAUGGAUGAGAUCAACCAGCUGGAGGCAGCUGAGAGUAUCGCCUUCCGCAGGCUCUCCCUGCUGCGGCAGAACACUCCGUGGCUUCUCAAACUGGGGUUCUCAUCUCCGUACGAGGGGGUCCUGAACAAGAGCCCCAGAGCCCAGGCGAGCGGCAGUGGCCUGGAGGAGCUGGGGGUGUUACACGAGGAGGAGGAGGCAGCGGCGGCGGCUGGUGAUGAGGAGGACCGGGAGAAGGAGCUCCUCAUGGAACGCAUCCAGUCCAUCAAGGAGGAGAAGGAGGACAUCACCUACCGCCUGCCGGAGCUGGACCCACGCGGCUCCGAUGAGGAGAACCUGGAUUCGGAGACGUCUGCCAGUACCGAGAGCUUGCUGGAGGAGCGGGCUGGGCGGGGGGCCGCGGAAGGACCCCCCGCGCCUGCUCUCCCCUGCCCCGGCGCACCCACCCCGAGCCCCCUCCCCACGGUGGCCGCGGUGGCAGCCCCUCCGCGACGCAGGCCGUCGUCCUUCGCGACGGUCCGAGUGAAGACCCCCAGGCGCACACCGGUCAUGCCCACGGCCAAUAUCAAGCUGCCACCUGGGCUGCCCAGCUGGGCGUCCGGAACCCGGGAUCCCGGGAUGCCUGUGCGGCGCCGUGAGCCGCCUGCCCGCCGCCCGGAUCUGGUGCACUCGGUGUACAGGGCUCCCGGCGCUGGACUGCCCGCGCAGGCCGCCUAUGAGAUCCUGGGCGAAGAGGAGAUGCCUCCUGGGGCCAAGCGGAGAUACUCAGACCCCCCCACCUACUGCCUGCCCCCCGCCGCAGGCCAGACCGACAGCUGAGGAUGCAGCUGGCCAGACCCAGGCAUCCACCAGCUCCAGCACCGACUGUACGGAAGGAUCCACGAGAGUUCCGAGACUGGUCGGUUAACGCAGGACCAGCCCAGCGCCUCCCCACAGGGCCGCCCAGCGGGAGGGGCUUCUUUGUCCGUAACUUUCCGUGUACGUCGUUUACAGAACUUGAAACUGUAAUAGCCUUAAUGGGAAGACCAAAUUGUUUGUUUGUUUGUUUCUUUUUUUAUAAAUAUGUUUAUGUAAAAACUUGUACUUUAACCCCACACAUCUUCCUUUAACCUGGACGCGAGUCGUCCUGCAGCAGACAGAACCACAGGCCCUUGUGGGGGCCGGACAAUGGGCCGGCGGGCCUUCCAGAGGAGGGGGACACUUGGGGCGUCUGGCUGGGUUACAGAUGUGCCCUGGCCCCGCUGGCACCGUGCGUCCUCGUGGACUGGUGGGGCCAGGCGUGGGUGGGGGUCAGGGAUCUUGGAGAUCCAGGACACCAAGCCGGGGUGGCCUCUGCCCGUGGCACCACCAGGCCUCGCCUCCCCCCGGAGUCAGGUCCCGGUGGGACAGACAUGGUCAGGACCCCCCUUCCCACCAUGCCCCCAUCUCGCUCCCAGCACCCGUGGUACAAAGGGAUUGGCCUGCCACUGGGGACCUGUGUUGGCGAGGCAUGGGUUCCACCCCCACUGGCAGUCAACAGUGGCAACUUGGGGGUUUGGGGGCAGGUCAGCACCCUCCCCAAGACUCCUGGACACGUGAAAUAAACAGUGCCUGAGA
Messenger RNA from Echinops telfairi (small Madagascar hedgehog), 7242 nucleotides. It is a transcript of the gene MYO9B, whose product is annotated as myosin IXB. Bases 1 to 6465 code for a protein of 2154 amino acids. Gene Ontology annotation, molecular function: ATP binding; GTPase activator activity; microfilament motor activity. The record is from RefSeq and is a predicted model, not a curated record. NCBI's taxonomy places the organism in Eukaryota, Metazoa, Chordata, Mammalia, Afrosoricida, Tenrecidae. Gene Ontology annotation, cellular component: myosin complex. The transcript is spliced from 40 exons. Gene Ontology annotation, biological process: intracellular signal transduction.